CCCCGCGGCUUCCGGUCGGCAAGAUGGUGGCGCGCAGGGGGCGGCGUUCGGCGCGGGGCUCGGACGAGGGGAUCCCGAGCCCGCCGGGCUACUCAGCCAUUCCAGUCAAGUUCUCCGGAAAGCAGCAGGCGUCUCAUUAUCUCUAUGUGAGAGAGCACAGAGUUCGAGAAGGCACCAAGUCCUCCUGGCCUCAGAAGCGGACCCUUUUUGUCCUCAAUGUGCCCCCAUACUGCACAGAGGAGUGCCUGUCCCGCCUCCUGUCCCCCUGUGGCCCUGUCCGUUCUGUGGAGUUACAGGAGAAGCCAGACCUCGCUGAGAGCCCAAAGGAGCCCCAGUCCAAGUUUUUUCAGCCCAAGCCCGUUCCGGGCUUCCAGGUAGCCUAUGUGGUGUUCCAGAAGCCGGGGGGGGUGUCAGCUGCCUUGGCCUUGAAGGGCCCACUGCUGGUCUCGACAGAGAGUCACCCUGUGAAGAGCGGUGUUCACAAGUGGAUCAGCGACUACAGGGACUCCGUGCUGGACCCUGAGGCCCUGAGGGCGGAAGUGGACACGUUCAUGGAGGCCUAUGACAAGAAGGUGGCUGAGGAGGAGGCUAAGGCCCAGGAGGAGGAAGGGGUCCCUGAUGAGGAGGGCUGGGUCAAGGUGACCCGCCGCGGCCGGCGGCCUGUGCUCCCCCGGACGGAGGCAGCCAGCCUGCGGGUGCUGGAGCGGGAGAGACGGAAGCGCGCCCGCAAGGAGCUGCUCAACUUCUACGCCUGGCAGCACCGCGAGACCAAGAUGGAGCAUCUCGCACAGCUGCGCAAGAAGUUUGAGGAGGACAAGCAGAGGAUUGAACUGAUGCGGGCCCAGCGCAAAUUCCGCCCCUACUGAGCUGUGCUGGCCCUCAGGCCCGUGGGGGUAGUGAACGGGCGGCGGUGCAUGGCCAGAGAGGGCCUGGAAUGCUGGUCUCAGAGGCUGUGCCCAGGCCCAGGGGCCACCGCGUCAAGCCGCCCAAAGAUCUGAGGCACACGAGGUGGGGUGAAGGACUGUGUCGCCCUCCGUUCUGGUGCUUCAGCAGUCCUGGGGCCCAGUGCUGGGGGGGCCUGCCCAGCAUGAGGACUUGGCCUUCAGGAAGCCACUGGCCCAGGAGUGGCUCCUUCCCUCUCCUCGUCUGUUCUCAGCCUGUCUCUGGACUCACCUCUCCGGGCUGAGCAUCUGCUCUUUCCCCCCCUUCCCCUCGGCGGAGAAGCCCCCGCUGCAGUGAAACAGCCUCCAGAGCAGUGAUAAUACAGGAAUAAUUUCUCUUUCA
Equus quagga is the source of this 1284-nucleotide messenger RNA. It is a transcript of the gene RRP7A, whose product is annotated as ribosomal RNA processing 7 homolog A. NCBI's taxonomy places the organism in Eukaryota, Metazoa, Chordata, Mammalia, Perissodactyla, Equidae. Bases 24 to 866 code for a protein of 280 amino acids. The record is from RefSeq and is a predicted model, not a curated record. The transcript is spliced from 7 exons. Gene Ontology annotation, molecular function: nucleic acid binding. Gene Ontology annotation, biological process: rRNA processing; ribosomal small subunit assembly. Gene Ontology annotation, cellular component: UTP-C complex; CURI complex.